AUGAAGGGCAUACCGAUAAGAGCUCUGUCCAUUUCUUUUAUCCUGACUUAUUUUUGUCAACUCGGAAUGUGCACGGAUGAUGAAAAAAUUAUGAAAUCUUGUUACUGGCCAAACGAGGUAUUCGAGGCAUGCUUCGGCGGCUGUGCAGAAGUAUCAUGUGACAACCCACGCAAUCACCUUCGCCCCUGCUAUCCGUACUGUGAACCUGGAUGCGUGUGCGAAGAGCCUUACGUGCGUGAUGAUCGCACACACCAAUGUGUGCUAUCACAGGAUUGCUCACCUACACAAAUGGGGAUUCCGGUUCCUAAUAGAAAGUCGGAUAAAAUAGCGCUACCAAAAUUUGGAAGUAAAAUAUCACGGACAUAUGACAAAGGGGACGAUAUGGCGGUAGAAUUCGAUAACGAAGUACCUCCCAACCAUGUAGAGGAGUUCAAGAGACCGUCAGAACUAUCAAGAAUGGGAAAUUACUUCAACAUAGUGAUUGCGCCACCACCUAUAAAAGCACUUCAACCGAGAAAAUUGGUACAAAGUGAUGGAUACAGAAUGCCCUCGAAGCAUAUUUAA
Achroia grisella is the source of this 564-nucleotide messenger RNA. RefSeq lists its product as uncharacterized. The coding region runs from base 1 to 564 and encodes 187 amino acids. The record is from RefSeq and is a predicted model, not a curated record. The transcript has 3 exons. NCBI's taxonomy places the organism in Eukaryota, Metazoa, Arthropoda, Insecta, Lepidoptera, Pyralidae.